Mytilus trossulus (common blue mussel) is the source of this 1913-nucleotide messenger RNA. Its product is annotated as mucin-2-like. The record is from RefSeq and is a predicted model, not a curated record. Lineage: Eukaryota; Metazoa; Mollusca; Bivalvia; Mytilida; Mytilidae. The transcript is spliced from 7 exons. The coding region runs from base 1 to 1731 and encodes 576 amino acids.
AUGGCCAUUACUGUCAUAAACAAUCAAAUAAUAAGAAAUGUUCAGCGGUGCCCUCAGAGCAUUCCAAGAGAUAACUUCUUGUUUGCCCUCAAUGAUACAUGUAUUGAGCUGAUACGUAACGAACACUCCUGGUAUGAUGCUAGACGACAUUGUACACAGCAUCACGGCGACUUGGUGGUGAUACAAGACAUGGCAAAACAACAAAUUAUCAUGAAUGCCUUAAAAACAUCUGGGUGGGUUAAACAUGGUAUCUGGAUUGGUGGCACUGAUAGCGAAAGGGAAGGACACUGGAAGUGGGUCAAUGGACAAACAAUGACCUGGGGUAACUGGAAGAGAGGUCAAGGACCAGGAAACAGAGGGUUUCUUUUCUCAAGUGGAACAUUGGAAGAUUGUGCUGUGAUUCGCAAAGAUGAUGGAUAUAAAUGGCAUGACUACGCCUGCAACCUUCCACAAUAUCAUUACGGCAGUAUAUGCGAAUACAAUUUUAUACCAUCAACUUAUAGACCAACUACUCAAAUAUCGACAACACCUGCAUCAACAACUCAGUCAUCGACAACAACGUUGGCAACUUCACAGACAUCGACAACACCUGCUCCAACUACUCGAAUAUCGACAACACCUUCACCAACUACUCAUACAUCGACAACACCUUCACCAACUACUCACACAUCGACAACACCUGCACCAACUACUCAUACAUCGACAACACCUUCACCAACUACACACACAUCGACAACACCUGUACCAACUACUCAUACAUCGACAACACCUUCACCAACUACUCACACAUCGACAACACCUGCACCAACUACUCACACAUCGACAACACCUGCACCAACUACUCACACAUCGACAACACCUUCACCAACUACUCACACAUCGACAACACCCCCACAAACUACUCAGAAAUCAUCAACAGAAUUAACAACUACUUACACAUCGACAAAACCUGCACCAACAUCUCAAACAUCGACAACACCUGCACCAUCUACCAAGACAUCGACAACACAUGCAUCAACUACUCAGACAUUGAGAACACCUGUACCAACUCCUCAGACAUCGAGAACAACAUAUACACCUACUCAGACAUCGACAACACCUGCUCAAACUACUACCUCAGUAACGACCUCAUCAACAACAUUAAAAACUACAACCCCUGUUCAAGCAACGUAUGUGCCUUCGACGUUAACUGCAAAAGUUAUUUCAGCUGCACCAUCAACAACUAAGUCUCAUGUUACGUCAACUCUAGAAACGCCUCAUUCGGCAAAACCUUUCCACACAUUGCGAACAACGAAAACUAAGUCGACUUUGUUAUCGACACCUAUUCCAAUAAUGAGACAGACGAAGACUGCUGCCACAACUACUAAAGAAAUGAAGAAAACGACGACUAGGCCAACUAUUCAACUAACUACACAACUAGUCAACAAUCAAGGCGGUCUCUUAAGACGCAGUGAUACUGAUCAGAAACCAACAAACAAGUCAAAUAAAGGUUACAUCAUUGGCGGAGUUUGUGUGGCAGCUGUUGUAGCAGGUAUUAUCGUUGCAGUGUUUGUCAUCAGGAGGAGAAGGCUAUCCUCCAAUGAUGCAAACAGAAAAGUUCAUGGAGCAGAAAAUCCUAUGUAUAGUGUUAUGUAUGACGAUACAUCAGUACCACCAGUAGGUGCUGAUAUUCAGAUUAAUGAUAUGUAUGAACCGACAAAGUAUUUUACGAAUGGAGAAUCCAUGUCUUAAUCUGUAUUAAACAAUGUAAACUAGAUCUGCAUAAAUAAUUGAAUAGUUGAAUUGAAUGAGUGCUAAGUUAUCUAAUAUUUGUAUGCUUGUUUCGUUUUAUAUGAGUAUCAUUUUGCGUAUUUAUGUAUUAUUGGUUCUGUAACCAUCAUUUCUUACAUAUGUUUUUAUAUUCUGGUUUAUGU